GAGAGAGAGAGAGAGAGAAAGAAAGAAAGAAGGGGACUCAGACACUCAGACACUCAGACAGAUGUGACCAAGGCAGCAGCUCUAGCAACCAUGGACUUCUGCAAUAUGUGGGUACCAGAAAUCAGGAUGUCAAAGCCAGUAGAGGUUGAGAACACAGGGGCUGACUCUCCAAUGGAGAGCACAGAUUCAGAGCGGAAUGGUCCUGACUCAAAUCAUCAGCUUCAGCAGAUGAAAAUCAGUCCCUUUCACCUUUCUCCAACCCUCAGCAGCAACAAGAAUAAGAUGGAAGAGUGUGGUGAGAUGUCCCCGGGCCCUCCUCCCCACCACAGCCACGCCCCCUCACAGACGCCCCUCCCACACACACAGCUCAUGCUGACCGGCUCCCAACUGGCAGGGGACAUCCAGCAGUUGUUGCAGCUGCAGCAGUUGGUUCUGGUGCCAGGACACCACCUGCAGUCUCCUCAGUUCCUCCUCCAACAGCACCAAGGGCAGCAAGGACUGCUAUCAACACCAAAUCUGAUUCAGCUACCUCAGCAAAACCAAGGGAGCCUCCUGUCCGCUCCCAGGCUGGGGCUCCAAGCACAGAGAGACAAGGCUAUGGAGAGCAGUGGGGUCAUGACCUCUGUGUCCUCUGUGACCUCUCACCCCGAGGAGCCCAGUGACCUUGAGGAACUGGAGGUGUUCGCCCGCACCUUCAAACAGAGACGCAUCAAACUGGGCUUUACACAGGGUGACGUGGGAAUGGCCAUGGGGAAGCUAUAUGGGAAUGAUUUCAGCCAGACCACCAUCUCUCGCUUCGAGGCCCUCAACCUGAGCUUUAAGAACAUGUGCAAACUCAAACCACUACUGGAGAAGUGGCUCAAUGAUGCAGAGACCAUGUCCACAGACAGUACUAUGCCCAGCCCCAGCUCUCUGUCCUCUUCCUCGAUGGGCUUCGAGGGCCUGCCGGGCCGACGCAGGAAGAAAAGAACCAGCAUCGAGACUAACGUCCGCGUGGCCCUGGAGAGAGCCUUCAUCACGAACCAGAAGCCUACCUCAGAGGAGAUCCUGUGUAUCGCGGACCAGCUCAGCAUGGAGAAGGAGGUGAUCCGCGUGUGGUUCUGCAACCGCCGCCAGAAAGAGAAGCGUAUCAACCCCAACAGUGCCACCCCUCCCUUGCCCAGCCAGCUCCCCCAAGCCCCACCGACACACAAACCCCCCUGCUACAGCCCACACAUGAUGUCCAGUCAGCUGUCCAGUCAGCUGUCCCAGGCAGUGACCAGCCUCAGUACCACAUUGACCACCAUGUCAUCGUUCUCCCCUCUGACCCCCAGUGGUCCCACCCACUCAUCUCUCAGCUCCGCCUCCUCUCCAGUGACUCCUCCUCCUCCUUGCAGUACAGCCAGCCCAGCCCCUCCCAGCCACAGCACACUGAGUCUCAACACAGGCUUAUGGCGUUUGGGUAAAAAGAAUGGUGACGUGUCUAACUACAUCACCGAUUUUGCUGCAAACUUGAGGAACACUGUGAUGGGAGUAAACACAGGGAACCAGGCUCUGAACCAAGCUCUCCUCAGCAACAACCCGCUGGCUACUAUACAAGCCCUAGCAGCCAGUGGUGGCCAGCUGCCCCUUUCCAGUCUUGAGGGGGGCAGUAAGGUGUUGCUGGGUGGUGCAGAGGGGCAGGGAGGGGGUCUCCAGUCCUCCUUCUUCCUCAACCACCCCGCUUUCCUCCACAUGGGCCAGAAUCCUGGUGCUGGAUUGGUCAGCGCUGCCGUAGCCAAAGCAUCCCAGCCCUCCCCUUUCCCCUUCACCAGUAGCAUAAGCCCCACCCCCUGCUCCCCCUCCCCUUGCUCCAGCCCCGCCUCUUCCUGCGACUUCAAUGAAUUGGCACACAGCCCAUCCUCGUUGGGAGGGGCUAAGAUUGAGUGA
This is a messenger RNA of Salvelinus namaycush (lake trout), 1908 nucleotides long. RefSeq names its product POU domain, class 2, transcription factor 2-like. The record is from RefSeq and is a predicted model, not a curated record. The transcript is spliced from 15 exons. Bases 91 to 1908 code for a protein of 605 amino acids. NCBI's taxonomy places the organism in Eukaryota, Metazoa, Chordata, Actinopteri, Salmoniformes, Salmonidae. Gene Ontology annotation, molecular function: RNA polymerase II cis-regulatory region sequence-specific DNA binding; DNA-binding transcription factor activity, RNA polymerase II-specific. Gene Ontology annotation, biological process: regulation of transcription by RNA polymerase II. Gene Ontology annotation, cellular component: nucleus.